GUUUGCCGCCGUGCUCAAAGGAACGCCCUCCUUUGUUUAACGCUUACGGUGUCUACGCUAUGUUGUUGCAAAUGUACCUGUGAUUUCGCUAGCAAGCUGCCCAACGUUUCUCCUCUAAAAAUGUCUAAAAUAGAGUUUUUGAGAGUGUUUCUCAACCAGAGAUUGACAAUGGCAGCUGAGGAGAUAUUCGGCGUCGUUGAAGAAACAAUAGCAGAGUACCAGGAAGAGAACAGCCGUCUGCGUAGCAUGCUGGAUAUCGUUAUUAAACCAGAUAUACUAUUACACAGAAUAGACAUCCAACAGCCCACUCACCCUGUAUCUGAAAAGGUGUUCCCUGAGCAGCAACACUGUGAGCAGGAGUGGAGCCCCAGUCUGGGGCAGGAAGACCCACAUUACAUACAGAUAAAAGAGGAACCGGAGGAACUAGAGUCAUCUUUGAAAAAUGACUCCAACCACCAGGACCUGACUCAGUCCUCACUUCUUUAUGAAACCCAAAGUGAAGACUACGAAGAGACGUACUGUCUUCCCAGCACCUCGACUGCACAGAGGAACUACUCUCUACACAGCACAUCCACUGAACAGAACAUGAUACAGAUCAAACCAGAACUUGAUGCAGAAGACAAUGGAGUAUCAGAACCAUCCCGUGAGUCUCAGCCCCUCUUUGCAGAAGAUACAGAGUCUUCUGCAGCUCAGAGUAAAAACAUGAAAUGUGUCAAAGGGGUAGAGAGUAGACCUCUGUCAGGUUCAAAGCCACUUAAAUCCAAGAGAUCACCAUCAAAGAGAUCACAGACAGUAAGAAAACAAAGUGCCUAUAUCCACUGUAAAUUUUGUGGAAUGUAUUUCUCCUACUUAGCUUCUUUAGUGAAUCAUGCAAGAAAGCAUGCACAGGACAAAGAAUGUCUAUGUGGUGUGUGUGGAAUACACUUAGAGUCCACAGAAAGCAUGUUAGAUCAUAUAGAAACCCACGUUGGAGCUAGAGUUUGUCAUGUUUGUGGUACAUUUUUCCCUGGGAGUGCUGAGCUGAAUGAUCAUAUGAAGGUUCACCCAGGGGAGAAAUCGUUUCGCUGUCCUGAUUGUGGCAAGUGUUUCAGAAAAAAUCCAGAUCUCACAGCGCACAAGAGGAUUCAUACAGGGGAGAGACCGUACCGCUGCCAGUUUUGUGGCAAAGGAUUCAGUCAGAGUGGAAACCUGGCUGUGCAUAUGAAGAGCCACUCUGGGGAGAAACCGCAUUGCUGCCCUGUUUGUGGGAAAUGUUUCAGCAGUAAAUCUUAUAUGAACACACACAUGAAGAUUCACACAGGGGAGAGGCCAUUUUGCUGUCGUUUAUGCGGAAAAUGUUUCAUAAGAAACCCUGAUCUGACAGUUCACAUGAGGACUCAUACAGGGGUGAAACCAUAUAAGUGCCAAUAUUGUGGCCAAGGAUUCAAGCAGAAUUAUCACCGGAAACUGCACAUGAAGAUCCACUUGGGAAAAACCAUAUCAUUGCCGUCUUUGUGACAUGUAUUUCAGCACUAGCACCCAGUCAACACGCAUGAGAUUUCACAUGGAAAGAAGGCGUCACUGCCAUGAUGCAGA
Salvelinus sp. IW2-2015 is the source of this 1575-nucleotide messenger RNA. RefSeq names its product zinc finger protein ZFP2-like. Gene Ontology annotation, molecular function: RNA polymerase II cis-regulatory region sequence-specific DNA binding; DNA-binding transcription factor activity. Lineage: Eukaryota; Metazoa; Chordata; Actinopteri; Salmoniformes; Salmonidae. The record is from RefSeq and is a predicted model, not a curated record. Gene Ontology annotation, biological process: regulation of transcription by RNA polymerase II.